CUCACGCACAUGCACCGGCGGUCUCUUCGAGAUUGCACCUGGCGGACCCGAACGUAUAUGCCGCGCGCGGCAGCUGCUCCGGUCCCCGAGACACCCGGUCGUAGUCGCUCAUCGCGAUCCGACGACCGGCCACCCAUCCCGAGACCCGGAAUCAGUUCUCGACCGACGUCCGCGGACUACUCAUCGCCGGCGCAAUGUUCUCGUGCAAGACCCGGUACGCUUGCGGCGGCCGGAGCCGGCAGCAGCACAGCGACAGCGACGAGGACGGCAGCUAUGGGUUCGGGGCCGUGGGCAACCGGACCAGGGCAGCAGCCUCCGCGUCGUCGUGCGGAGGUCAAAAGCCUUCCGAAGAAGAAGAAGGAGACUAUCACAUUUACGGCAACCUGACGUUCGGUUACAAGCCAAUAUUGAAGACGAGGCUGUCGAGCGCCGCGAGUUCGGUUCGCCGACGGACGCCCGUCAAGCGGACCGUUAGCUUUUCCGGCGUGCAAAGGUCUCCGCCGUCCCCGCCGUCGCCGCUCAGACGUCGCAACAGCUACCGUCCACCGCCCCCGUGCUAUUCCGUGGCCGUUCGCCGCGCCUCCAGUUUUUCCACCACCCGGAAAAACGCGGCCCAGAUAAUCGCCCAGAGGCAGCGCAUGCCGUUGCCCGGCGAACGGGUUUUCGCGUUGCCACUGCCGCCGUUACCCGCAGACGGACGACGCGUUUUCCCGACGCCACCGCUGCAACCAGCAGACAAACGAUUCCUCUUCCCGUCGCCACUGCCGCAACCCGCAGACAAACGACCCGUUUUCUUGUCGCCACUGCCGCCGUUACCCGCAAACGAACGACGCGCGAACGGCUGCAGCGACGUUCCGCCACCCUCCUGCACCCUACACACCAGCCGAGUGGUCGUCGACGUGCACAAGACUUCCGAUAAUCGCCCGAAAACGCCCACGACCGCGAUCGCGCCUACUGCAAGUUUGGAUAAAAGCCCUUCCAAGCCAGUCGACAAUGUCGUUUUGAAAGCACCCAACGCCACAGACAUAGCUGGUCAGCGGAUGGAUUCUUAUAGAUUUUCAAUGGCAAAUUUAGAAGAUACUCAAGACGUAGACUUAGACGCCGUGUUGGGAGAGCUAUGCGCCUUAGAAUCCCAAUACCAGAGCACGAAUAGUCUAUUGGAUUCGGAAAAAAACGAUUACAAUACAAUAAACAGGAUGCUGUCAAAUUCAAAUCAACCGGGAACAGUGAGGACCGAUAGUCCGGAUAACGAUUCCGCGUUCUCUGAUUGCGUAUCGUUGUUGUCGAGCAGCGAGAGUUCAGCUUCGAGCGGCACUACCAAUCACUCUGGAAACAACAAAGAGUCGUCUAAAGCGGAUAAAAUCCGUCUGGCCCUACAAAAAAUGAAAGAGGCCAGUGUGAAGAAACUAUUCAUCAAAGUGUUCAACGACGACGGUGGAGCAAAAUCGUUAUUGGUCGAUGAGGGUAUGCGCUGUAGUUACGUGAUGCGAUUGUUAGCCGACAAACAUCACAUUAAUCUCGGACCGCGCUGGGGGCUCGUCGAACAUCUGCCGGACCUUCAUAUGGAACGCGUUUACGAAGAACACGAGUUGCUAGUAGAUAAUUUAAUGCUGUGGACCAGAGAUUCCAAGAACCGUUUAUUGUUUGUCGAGCGGCCCGAGAGGACGUUAAUAUUCGAAAAUCCGUCGUUGUUUAAUACCAGCACUCAGUCGCUCAGCCACGCGACUAGUAACUUUGCUCAAGAAUACUUUUGCAACGGUGGACUCCCAAGCGUCGAAGGCCCGCUGUACAUCAAGACGGACUCGAGGAAGGGCUGGAAGAAGUACCACAGCGUGCUCAGGGCUUCGGGUCUGUACUAUUACAAGGACAAGGCGUCGCGAUCACCGAAGGACCUCGUUUGCCUGGCCACGUUCGACGUGAACCAGGUGUACUACGGCGUGGGCUGGCGUAAGAAGUACAAGGCGCCCACCGAACACUGUUUCGCGAUCAAACACCCGUGCUUGCAGCAACCCAAGUCGACCAAGUACAUAAAGUACGUGUGCGCCGAGGACGAGCGAACGCUGCAAAAGUGGAUGUCGGCCAUACGGAUCGUCAAGUACGGACAACAAUUGCUCGACAACUACGAGUCGGCGCUGGCAGGCGGUGACGGCGGCGACCCUACGCAAACGUCGUCGUCGUCGACGAUAAUGUCGCCGACCGCGGUGUCACCAUCGUCCGGUGGCACUUCCGGAUCGACGGGACGUGGGUCCGUGGGACUCGACGACGACGACGCGGCCACCAUGAUGCUGGACGAUGGCGAGAGCGGACUGUCGUCAGACUCGGGAGGUUCGUCGUCCGGUUGCGACGUGGCGUUCGAGUCGGACUACCCUCCGUGCGGCACCAUCAAACGGAAGCCGCCCAAACUUCCACUGACGGCCACCACGCGUCAGCUCGCCUGUUCCGCAACAGAGACGUCGGCGUUUGCAUCGAACACGGCGACUUCCGGCCACCAACAAAAGCCCGUCAAGUCGGUCAAGUUUGCCGACCACCACCUGCAGCAACCGCCGUCGUACCAACACCACCAGCAGCAACAGCAGUACCUGCAACAACAGUACCAGCUCCAGCAUCACCAUCACCACCAGCAGUUACAGCAGCAGCACCACCUCCAACAGCAACAGCAACAAUUGCAACAUCAACAGCAACAGUACCACCACGUACAGAUGAUGCAGCACCGACGGACGCCUAGUCUGGAAUCGUUGCCGCCUCCUCCGCCCGAACUGUUGGCCGACGACGACGACGAGCUGAUGAACUCCGUGCCACCCCCGCCGCCCAAGCUGCUGUCGCCGCCCAGCACGGCGUUCCUGGCCGACCUGCACCGAGUCGUGUGCAAGAAGUGGCAGGUGGCGCAAAAGUGCAAGCUCGACACGAUGGCCACGCCGCACGAAGUCCUGGGUUUCCGGGACCCGGCCCUCGGAGGGCUCCAACCGCAGUACGCCGCCGCCGACGGCGCCAACAACAACGCUUACAGCCGCGAGGCGAACGUCAGCAAUUGGGUGGCCGAACACUACGGGCCCAACAAUCUGUACGAGAACGUGUACCCCAAACAGCAACCCUCGGGUCCAGUCCCGGCUUGUUCGUCGCCGCCACCCCCGCCGCCGCCGCCAACGGCCCAGCAUCUCCUCCGCGGGACCAGCAACUGCAAGAUCAACAAGCGACCUCCUCCGCCGCCACCCCCGAGGUCCGAGAAGACGCAACUCACCACCGUCGUCUCGUAACGAGUCGUAGUCCGUCAUCGUCGUCGUCGUCCGACUCGCUCUCCGUUCGUCUUUCACGCUUUCGGUUUUUGUCGCGUUUCUAUGAUUUACCACACCGUUAGUCGUCUCGUCCGCUUCGUGUACUAUUUAUAUCUACUCAUAUUAUUAUUAUUACUAUUUUUUUUUUCUAUACGAUCGAAACAUUUUUGUUAGAUACCUAUUGUUUUUUUGUUCGAUUUAUAUAGUAAUAGUACAAUAUAUAGUAGUACCGCUAUAGUGAAUAUUGGAAAACUUGUCCUGGAUUGGCGCCGAAGUCGUACUAUUACGUGAUGCGUUGCAACCGACUACUAAGCAGGCUGCGUUUAAAACUGCAAUUAUUAUUGUACGCGUUUGAGCCGUCUCGAUUAAACUCUCGAUUGUUUUGUCAUGUCAACAUGUUAGUCACCGAAAUGAACUACGGCUUAAUUAUUUUGGUAAUAAAUGUCAACUUAGCUAUGCAAUCAUGACAAUUGAUAAAGUCAAUAUGAUAAUACCAUAGAUUUGUUUACUUUAUUCCAUUUAGUAUUUAAGUUGAUUUCUGGUGGCAAACUAUCCUGAUUGUUUAUUUUUUUUUUGUUGCCACUGGCGUCCAAAGAAGGCAAACACAUCAUAUGGCGUCUUCUUUUACUCCUGUGUUUUGCUUUUAUUUAUUAAUUUUUCUUUCUAUGAAUAAUAAUAUGUUACUAAAAGACUGUAUUUUUAUUUUAUUUUUUUGUGUUGAUAAAUAAUAUCAUAAUUGUUUAUAUACAUUUAUAUUAUAUGUUAAUUCGUAAUGGUAUUACAAACAUAAUAUUGCAGUUCUGAUAUUGUCUUUGUUGCAAUAGUAUCGUAAUUGGUGCUUAAUUUAUAUAUUCAUGUAAUAAAUACAUAAUAAUGUAUGUAAUAUGUUAACAUUUUUUUCUUCAUAUCAUAACGUUAUGUUACAUGGUACGGUGAUUAUUAUUAUUAUUAUUUUGCCCGAGUCUUCGAGAACAUUUAUCUUUUUAUUGUACAUUAAUUUCCAAUCAUUAUGUUUUUAAUUUUUUUUUUUUAUAUAUAUUAUAUUAUAACUAUAAUAAUUAUAAGUUAUAACAAAUAAAGUAAUUUGUGACUUUUAUUGUAAAUCAAGUGUAAAAAAUUAUUUUAUCACCAUCGAUGAUGCUGAAGAUAGGUAUAAUAUCUUCUCAUUUUUUAGAAAAUUAUAUUUUGCCAUGAUACUAUCUAUUGGCUAUAGCGUAUGCCAUAAAUUUUGAUUCAUUAAACACUCAACAAAUUCCAUUUUGUUCUAAAUGUUGCUGUAUUGGUGUAAAUUCUAAAUUUGUAUUGAUUAAGUCAAUCUAUAUUAUGCUAUAUAUUCCUCCAUUUUAAAAAUGUAUCAAUUUUAAUUACUGAUAAAAUGAGGAAACCAAAUACUUCAAACAUAUAAAAAUAAUUUUAAUUUUAUAAAAAUGUCAGAUAAAAUGCAAUGAAUUGUUUAACUGCUCAAAUGCAUACAGACCAAAACAGUCAUAAUUAAUUUAUUAAGUGUCUUUUUUACUUUUUAUAAUCACACAAAAUUCAAUAGAUAUCAUUAACAAUUUUUAAUAGUCAAAUUUUGUAUAAAAAAAAAACUUAUUGUAUUUUACUCAAGUUUUAAAAAAAUUGUAUUUUUUAAUAUUAUUGAAAAAAUCUUGAUGAUAAUUUGAAUUGGUGUAAAACAUUAUUUAAUUUAUAGUUGAAAUUGAGAUCAAUUAUGAUGUAUGAACUCAUUUGUAGUUUGUUCAAAAAAAUAAAUGAUUGGUAAAUCAGGUUAAGUAGAAAAUGUUUUGAUUUUUUAGAAUGUUUUUAUUGUUAUCAAAGUUAUUAUUUAGAUUAAAUUUGAUAGUCCUGUUGCUAUGGAACAUUUUUUUGGAAGGAAAUUAUUAAUAAUUAUAGAUAUUAUAAUGUAAUAAAUUAUAUUCAAGCAUAUAUUAUAAUUACCUUUGUUAUGCACAUGCAAGGCCAUAUCUGGAGGGGGGUACAAGGGUCCGGAUACCUUCUACCCCGAAAUUCCUUCAAUAUAUUUCAAAUGUUUAAAAUAACUAUUUUUUGUACCAACAUUAUUAUUUUUAGUCAUGAAAAAAUGAUUUAUACUCCAAUUAAAUAACUAUAAUUUACUGUUUUCACAUCAUCAUGGUUUUAUAUCAUAACAUAUUAAAAUAUUAUUAUUGAACCUAAUAAUAGAUUAUUUGUUAUUAAUGGAUCUAAAUUUAAUACAAUUACAUUAUACAUAAUUUAACUCCCCGCUAAAUUUUUUUCCGGAUACGGCCUUGUACACAUGCAAAUAUGCAAUUCCAAUCUUGAAAUCCAAAGUCUAUUUAUACUCUUUUAUAUUAUACCGCCGCACAGUCAAUAUUCGUUUGUACUUGGAAUGUAGGUAAAUAUAAUUUAAGUAAUCAAAAUUAGUGAUUUGUUUUUAUAUAAGUAUAAACUUAAUAAAACUAUAAAAAUGACGUAGUUAAAAUAUUGAAAAAAUAAAACAUCAACAACAACCAUUCUCCCUUGUUUAUAAUGGAAGACCAAAGUUCAAUAGUUUCAUUUUAAUUUUUGUUUGCUGAAUAAUGUUUGAUUUAGCAGAAAUGUUUUUAUUAAUUGUUUUUAUAAGCACAUAGCAAGCCCAUAGAAGUAGGAAAUGCCAUAGUGUAUUAUAGAAAUUACUUCACGCUUGUAAAUCAUUUUGUAAAUAUAUUUAUUAAAAAUAUAUAAUGGUUCCUUUUCAAAAAAAAAAAAAAAAUGUGAUUUGAAAAUGUGUUAUUUUGUAUAGGUAUUAUAAGAACAGAUAAAUCUUAUCGAUGUUAUUGUUUUUUUAAAUAGACUUAUAAUAUGUUCAGUGUGACAAUGCUUGUAUUGUAUAAUAUGAUGUAGGCAUUUUUUUUUAUAUGCAAUGAAAAUGCUGUAACUUGUUUUUUCAAAAAUACGUUUUAUACAUAGAAAGUUAAAAACCUUUGAAAAAAUACGUUUUUCAUCUUUAUAAAAAAGAAAAUAAUAAAUAUAUGUAUACAUUAUUACAUGAUAUAA
Messenger RNA from Aphis gossypii (cotton aphid), 6287 nucleotides. It is a transcript of the gene pico, whose product is annotated as amyloid beta A4 precursor protein-binding family B member 1-interacting protein. The coding region runs from base 195 to 3254 and encodes 1019 amino acids. The transcript is spliced from 8 exons. NCBI's taxonomy places the organism in Eukaryota, Metazoa, Arthropoda, Insecta, Hemiptera, Aphididae. Gene Ontology annotation, biological process: signal transduction. The record is from RefSeq and is a predicted model, not a curated record.